Scheffersomyces amazonensis is the source of this 1784-nucleotide messenger RNA. RefSeq lists its product as uncharacterized. Bases 158 to 1330 code for a protein of 390 amino acids. Lineage: Eukaryota; Fungi; Ascomycota; Pichiomycetes; Serinales; Debaryomycetaceae. The transcript has a single exon. The record is from RefSeq and is a predicted model, not a curated record.
UGCCACCAUCUUUAAUUUGACUUGGGGUUUAAUUUAUAGUCACUCAAGUAUAUACGUACAGGAUAAAUUAAUAUCCUCGAUUUCUAUUUGUGGUUCCAUAUCCAUUCUGUUAUCGUUUGCAUCUUUACUUUAUACCUGGUUGUGCAUAAAUCUAAAUAUGGUAGUCAACUUACGAGUCUUGAAGUCUUGUAAUAAUUAUAAUUCCAAUUCUAAUUCCAAUUCCAAUUCCAGUACAAACACAAACACAACCACUCACACUAUGAUCACCAGAAAUAGUAAUAAUCAUAAAAGAAAAUCAAAUGAAUUGGAAGACAUCACCAAUAACUCUUCACCGAAGAAGACGAGAAAACUAAAGGUUACCUUUGGUGGAAAUACAACUACAACCACAAUGACUACUCGUCUGCAUACGUAUCAUCAGAAGAAGCAGCCGCUGAAUCAUCAGAAACAUCAUCCUAAGAAACAGCUGCAACAGCAACAGCAACAGCAACAUCAUCAACACCAGCACCAACACCAGCACCAACAUAUAAUUCAUCAGACUCCUCCUUCACCUCCUGAACAACAAAGAUCUCCAUCUCCUAUCAGUUCAGAAGAAACUACUGUAACAGAAUCAAUUGCCACUACCAAACAAAAAUCAGUCACAUUUGAGUUACCAGAAGAUCGGACAUUUUAUGAAAGUUCACCUCUUUUAACUCCUAAAGAAGAAGAAGAUGAUGAUGAUGAACUUAUUUCUUCCACUACAAGUAAUGAAGUAGACCUUGUAAAUACAAGCACAAAUACAAAUACAAAUACAAAUACAAAUACAAACACAAACUCAUCGUGCUCGUCUGCUUCAUCCUAUACCUCAUCAACUUCGACAUCACCUUGUGAUUUAGAAAGUUCAAGAUCAUCUAGUCCUGCUUCAUUUACAGAUAAGAAAACCAAUGACAACACAAGCACACCAGAUGUGACUGAUUUAAAUACCAAUCCUGAUUACAUAGCCUUAAGUUCAUCCUUAAGACUAGUUAGUAAUACCAAACAACAAAUUAAACAAGAUAUUAUCCAAUUAUCAUCUCUUUAUAAUAAAUUUAGUGAGAGUGAUAAUAAAGAUGAAAUCAUUGAAUUUUUUAUGAAAUUAAUGUCCCACCAAGUCCAAUUACCCAAACCUCAUAGUAUCUUAAAGGCACCUACUAUUGAUUGGGCAUCAUAUCAUCCAUCCUUGGCUCGAGCCAAUAAUGAGUUUGAAACUUUAUUAAAAGUGUCUGGUAAGAAGGAUGAAUCACUCUAUAAGGCAUUACAGAUGUUUGAUAAUAGUAAUAAUAAUAGUAAUAAUAAUAAAUAUAAUAAUAAGUGAUUCAUUCAUCUACCGUCUGAUUUUAAGUUUCUACAGUUUGUUUUAUUUCCUUAUGGUCCAUAAUAUCUUUAUGUUUUUCCUGGUGUUCUUUAUGUAUUUCAUUACUGUCGACAGCCAUACUGCUCGACACAGGUUUAGCUUAUGAAUGAUUGAUUUCGCUUGCUUUUCUUUUCUUUUCUUUUCCUUUCUUUUCCUUUCUUCUCCUUUCUUGCUUGUUAGUUCAGUUCAUUUCUCACUUCUCCCUUCUCCUAUAUAUACUCUCAGCUUAAUAGUUAUCAAUCUCCCGUAGCUGGUGAUUCGGUAUAGCUCUUUUUGAUUUUUUUUUUUUGGAUUCUUUUUCUUUUCUUCAUUUUAAAGCAUAUAGACUCGUCUUCGUCUCGUUUAUAGGGUUGGUCAAUGGUUACAUUGGCUAGGUUAAUAUAUACUUUACAGGUGAAUAAUCAAAGUAAACAUU